AUGGUCAAAAAAAAUAUUAAAAUCGCAACAUUGCACGUUGAAAUACUCAAUGACAUAGAAAAAUGUCAGGAAACCUUACAACUGCUCAAGCGGUUUAAACUUGAUUUAAAAUUAGAUGUAAUUAAUUUACAGGGAAUAAGAUUAUCUCAGCAGAAUAUAGAGUACGUUGAGGAGUCCCUAUGGGGUUAUGAUUCAUUAUGGUCAUCAGAAACGGCAAUUCUAGCCGGAAAUGAAAACGUCCGUUUUGAAGACAUAGAAGAAAUUGAAUACGGACUCACCACUAGUGUCCUAUACUAUGACAGAACUUAUCAAAUAACAAACAUAUACGUCCCUUGCGACACUGAUACAGUAGAUUUUUUAACGUGGAUCCCAUACGGAAUAUACAAAAAAGAUAAUACUGUCAAUGUAAUAGUCGGCGAGUUUAAUAUAAACUCAAGCUCACUCUAUAGUGAAGCGAUGUCUGAUUUUACUGACAUUGUGGAUAUAUUUGGUGAAUCGUUUUUUCAGGACGUGCCAAAAAAUUGUAUCUUGGUGGAUAAUGAUUACACCCACUUUUGCCAAAGUGUUGAGAAAUUUACCUCACACAAACAUAUAAAACCUCUGGUGGUAUGCACUCUCGAUCCAUUCAAAUGGACAUUAUAUAAAAAUUUGCUCGAAGAUUCUGAAAUUCAGAGAAAGAUUAUAGAUAAAAUGGUUAAUGUCAAUACAGUUUUUGAUUGGGACCUCCGUAAAAAAGAUUUUCAAUCUAUAUUUCGCAAACAAAGUCGAAGAAGAAAAUACUCAACUUCCGAAUCAAACCCUUUAGAUAUCAAGGAUGAUUUUGCUUGUUUAGAUGAAAAAUUACGGGAGAGUUUAGUUAAUGCUGGGUGGGCUGAGACUGAUAAAAGGGCAACUUCAACAAUUCGAAAUCCAUCGGCACCUACCUCUAAAAAACCUAAAGACAUUCUAAUUUACGUAAGAAAUUUCUAUCAAGAACUUUAUAAAAACGAUAUAAUUGACUUAAAGAUUGCAAACGAAAUAACCAAUGGUUUAAAAAAAGUAACUGAAGAACAGAAUAAUUCAUUGAUAAAAGAAUUUACUUGUGACGAAGUUUAUAAACUUCUUGUAGGAAAUGAAACCACUAAACUAUUAGGUUUUACUAUUGAUGGAAAGGGACAAUUGGAAGAAAAUUUUUGGGAAAAAAUGGCUGAGAACAUUAAAAAAACCAUGCAAACAAUAGAUGAGCAUGAAUUUUCUCCUGAUGAUAAGAUGCGUAUUGUACGUAUCACAAAGUCUCAUCUUUUAUCUAAAAUUUGGUAUACCGCUUAUCUCUUACCUCCCACCACCAGCCAAUUUAAUAGAUUAAAUGAUUUAAUAAUAAAUUGGAUUCAGGAUAAACUUCCUCCUGAGUCAAAUGACCUAGAUUUUAUGAAUAUCAAAGAUAUGCUAGAUGCUAGGUUAGGAAUGAUCUGGUUAAAGCUACUAACGAGUAACGAUUUAUGGGCAAAAAUAGAAAGGGAUUUUAUUGAAAAAGAAUUAAAAAAACGCAAUAUUUCUGUAAAAACCGCUUUGCAUCAGUCAACCGAACCUAAUGUAUGGCCUUUGGAAUGGAUGUCACAUUUUGCGGCCUGGAAGAGGCUAGACGGAAAAAUUCUCUCUACAGAUUCCUGGCCGUGGGAAUCAAAUAAAAUUGAAAUAGCGAAUCGCAGUGCAAAGGAUUAUUCUGUAGCGGCUGGAAUUGAGUAUUUAUGGGCUGAUUAUGGUACAUGGUCUAUAUUAUAUCAUGAUUAUGCAUGGGAUAUUGUAGAGGUGCAGACACAAUUCUAA
Molecule: messenger RNA, 1806 nt
Organism: Racocetra persica
Lineage: Eukaryota; Fungi; Glomeromycota; Glomeromycetes; Diversisporales; Gigasporaceae
Source: the annotation of a GenBank genome assembly